Molecule: messenger RNA, 579 nt
Organism: Saccostrea echinata
Lineage: Eukaryota; Metazoa; Mollusca; Bivalvia; Ostreida; Ostreidae
Product: streptavidin-V2-like
Exons: 2
Coding region: 1-489 (162 amino acids)
Molecular function (GO): biotin binding
Source: RefSeq, a predicted model, not a curated record
AUGCUUUGUUAUUUCACGUCUAUGUUGAUUUGUGGAGUAUUGCUGGUGCAUUCAUCAGACAGCGUUGCUCAUAAUGAUCCAUGUAAGACCCACGGUCAGCACGGAAACCAAUGUGCAUUAGCUGGGAAGUGGAGAAAUCAAUACAAAUCGGAAAUGACAAUCUUUUGCCAAAAUGCAACAUUCACAGGUCAAUAUACAGACAUCAUUGGGGAUCCUACACAGAACUACGUUCUUGUAGGGAAAUAUAUACCUGUUAAUAAUACGGAGUACAUCACUGGAUGGUCGGUGGCCUUUAAAAAUGAAUACCAUGACGACAUGUCUGUCAAAAGCUGGAGCGGUGUAUUCUACGCUGCACAUGGCAACAUCAAGACCCACUGGGUACACGCCAAAUACGUAAAACCAAACGACUACUGGAGAACCUUUUCCACAAAUCAGGACACAUUCAUCAGAACGAGUAGCGACCCCUGCUUGCCAAAUUCUGCGGGUUGAAUUUCAUCCCUGUCAUACACAUGUAAAAUACAUGAUGAAAUUAUUUUGCUAAUCAAUUCUUGAACUGAUUAAUAAAAUAUACGAAGUUUA